This is a messenger RNA of Falco peregrinus (peregrine falcon), 3335 nucleotides long. RefSeq names its product docking protein 2 (gene DOK2). Gene Ontology annotation, biological process: positive regulation of MAPK cascade; cell surface receptor protein tyrosine kinase signaling pathway. Lineage: Eukaryota; Metazoa; Chordata; Aves; Falconiformes; Falconidae. Gene Ontology annotation, cellular component: cytoplasm. The coding region runs from base 158 to 1711 and encodes 517 amino acids. The transcript has 5 exons. The record is from RefSeq and is a predicted model, not a curated record.
CCCAACCGCACGUCACAUGCUGAGACGGCGAGACCUAGUGUGACGGCAGCGCUGCAGCGGGGCAGGGGGGUGCGACCAAGCCGGGCCCCCCCCGAACUGUGGGGCAGGGGGCAACGGCAGCGGAGAGGCAGCGCGGGAGGAUGCUGGUGGCUGGAGGAUGGAGGAGGCUGUGGUGAAGCAGGGUGUGCUCUACCUCCAGCUGCAGCAGACUUUUGGGAAGAAAUGGAGGAAGUUCUGGGGCGUCUUGUACCGGGAAAGCUCCUGCUCCACUGCCCGCCUGGAGCUCUUCGAGGGCUCGGUGCCGCUGGCUGCCGAGAAGCUGCGGAAAGGUGAGGGCAGCAAGCGGCUGGUGAAGCUGAGCGACUGCGUGCACGUGGUGGAAGCGAGCGGCGAUACCGGCUGCCCCAAGGAGACCAUCCCCUUCCUGCUGGAGACUACUGAGAAGCGGUACCUCCUGGCCACCGAUGGCCCCGAGGUGGCUGACUGGAUCCAGAAGCUAUGUGAGCUGGCCUUCCCGAGGAGCAGAGAGGAGCCGGCAGCAGGCAAGGAUGGCCAGCAGAGCUUACUGGGCACCAACAGAGAGUUCUCCAUGGAGGAAAACUCCCUCUACAGCUCCCGGGACAAAGCCGCCUUGGAGCAGGCGUUCGACGUGAUGGUGAGGGCCACUGAGUCCUCUGAGCGCUGCCGGCUCUGGGGCCGGUACAUCCUGCGAGCCGGUGAGGAUGCGUUGGAGCUGCAGAAUUUCCAGACCUUGGAGGUCCUCUACAGUUGGCCCUACCGCUUCCUGCGGCGCUUCGGGAGGGAUAAGGUGACCUUCUCCUUUGAGGCUGGCCGGCGCUGCGCAUCCGGAGAAGGCAACUUUGAGUUUGAGACCAGGCAAGGCAACGAGAUCUUCAAGGCGAUCGAGUCGGCCAUCAACGUGCAUCAGGGCCGGGGGACCGAGGAGCCGUGGCAGGGUGGCCCUGGGGACAAUGCCACCCGGCCACGUGGCCACGCCAAGAUGCCCAGCUGGGUGCAGGGGCACGAGGAGCCUGGUGGCACCAAGUGCUCCUCGUUGGAGCCCACCUGGGAGGGGAAGGUGCCAAAAGCCAAGCUGGUGAUGCCCCCCAGCAGCUGCUCCGGGGCCGAGGAGCCGUCGGGUGCCAUCCUGCCCUCCCGCAGUGCCGAAUGCCCUUACACCAAAUCCUGCAACUCCCCCCACUGGGGAACCCCCCCGGUGCCGGAGAAGGGCUGGAGGCAGGAUGCUCCCACCAAGGCAGCCACGGAACCCGAGUACGCCAUCCCCUUCGACACCAUCGCCAAGACCUUCAUGGCUCAGAAGUUCAGCAGCCUGGUCCAUUGCCCCGAGGAGGUCCCUGACCCCUUCUACGACAGCGUCAGGGAGGCAAGGGGGCAAGCGGGCAAGCAGCCCCCGUUGCGCCCCACCGCCGCCAAGCCCGACCACAUCUAUGAUGAGCCCGAGGGUCUGUCCACCCACACCGUCUACGAUGAGCCACAGGAGGUGAAAGGGGAGGCGUGGAGGCUGCAGGCGGCCCCGGAGGAGCCCACCGGGCACGAGUACCCCUACAACCCGCAGCGGGAUGACUACGCGGUGCCCAAGAGACCCGUCCCUCUCCGGCAGCCCUUCCUGCUGCAGGGCAAGGAGUGGCUGGGGACCACCGAGUACGACAACGUGGCCCUCAAGUUUGCAAAGAAGAGGAACCUGCAGUGAGCGGGGUGGGGAGGGAGAGGAGAGCCCCCCCCCGCCCCUUCCCCCCCGCGGCUGGCAGCUCUCACCCCCACGCCCCCUCCCCGCCGCAGAGCUGAGACCCCCCCCAGCUCAGCGCACCCAGGGCUGGAGGGGACGUGGCGCAGCGCCCGGGCAUCCCUGCGGAGCGGCGGGCACAUCUGGCCAGCUGCGGACCCGGCGGCCGCUGGAGGGCGCUGUGCGCACGCCGAACGGCCCGGGCAGGCAGGGGCCGGGCAAGGCCCCCCCUGCAGCCCCUCCGCCGGCACCCCGCAGCCUUGGGGCCAGCGCCCCGCACCCCGAAACCCCCGCUCCUCGCUCAGCCAAGCCUCCGGAACUCCAGCUUUGCAUGCUGCAGAGCCCCCCAUGCACACACCCCCGGGGAUGCACAACACACGCAGUGGGAGCAGCUGGAUGGUGCUUGGCCCCGGGAUGCUCAGCCCGUGCUGGCUGGUGAUGCACACCCUCAGGGAUGCACAAUGCACGCUGCAAGGUGCAACUGGACCAUGCACAGCCCCAUGAUGCUCAGCCCGUGCUGGUUGGUGAUGCACACUCCUGGGGAUGCACAACGCAUGAUGCAGCUGGACCAUGCACGGCCCUGGGAUGCUCAGCUUGUGCUGGCUGGUGAUGCACACCCUCAGGGAUGCACAAUGCAAGCUGCAAGAUGCAGCUGGACAAUGCACAGCCCCGUGAUGCUCAGCCCAUGCUACAAGGGCCGGCUGGUGAUGCACACCCCCAGGCAUGCACAUCCCAUACCUCGAAGAUAACCAGAGGAUGCCCAGCUCACGCAGCAAACACACCUCGCCUGCAGGCUGCUUUUUGCCCACCCUGAUCUUUGCCCAUUCAGCCCUUGCCGAGGGGGCACCGUGGCCACAGGUAGUCCUUAGCCCCCCCAGGACAUGCCUGCUCUCAGCCCCCACCAGCACCCAGCAUCGUGGCCAGGGCUGGGCACUGUGCCUGUCCGAAGGUCACGCCACAUCCUCGCUCUGCAGGAACAGUGGCAUAAAUUUCUACUGUCUCAGCCACGUUUUUAGUUUUAAUAUUUUUUUUCAUAAAACCACUUUCCAGCUCCUCUGAAUUAUAGAUGAAAUAUUCAGCUUUAUUGUCAUGGUGAUUUUAGUGGCUGGCUCCUCUCCUCCCAGUACAGUGAGACCAGUACGCAGCCUGACUUGCUCCAGGUCAGCCUGUUCUUCCUCCUCCUCCUCCUCCUCCUCGCCACCUCCAGCCCUGCACAGCCCUUGCUCGAGGACACCCAGCCCCUCAGCUGGGCACGGUGAGCAGCACCGGCCCCAAUUCCCUGUCACCUGCUGGUCCCCUGGCACAGAACCAUCUCCCAGGGGUUCCCUGUGCUCCACCAGUGCCAUCACGAGCCAUCUCCGGCUCCAUCACCAUGACGGAGGGACCUCGGGAGCCGAUGCUGGUCCCCCCCUACCUGGCAGGUUCUACCGAAGGCAAAGAAAAGGCAUGAAUUAUUUAUAAUCUCUUUCAAUCAAAUAAAUGCUUAGGUGCUUGAGUUAAUUUCCCGGAUCCUGAAAAUCCAAAGUGCAGACUUUUAAUAAGGCAAAUUAAGUGCUUUAUAUAUUACGCUGAUUAAAGCUCUAUAUCAGUC